Molecule: messenger RNA, 234 nt
Organism: Hirsutella rhossiliensis
Lineage: Eukaryota; Fungi; Ascomycota; Sordariomycetes; Hypocreales; Ophiocordycipitaceae
Exons: 1
Coding region: 1-234 (77 amino acids)
Source: RefSeq, a predicted model, not a curated record
AUGAUUGCCAAUAUGGAGGCCUCCCACGAGGCCGUCCUCCCCGAAGUCAUCCCGCUGCCCGACUUCUCCAAGGCCCGCCAGCCUGCCAACCCGCGCGAGUGGGCAAGCAAGGAGCUCAUGGCCGCCGUGUCGAGAGCCCUCGACGAGCUCAGGGGCUUCGACGCCCACGCCGCUCACACAAAGGGCCUCUACCAGCACGCGCUCAAGCGAGAGAUUGAAAAGGUGGCCCAGUAG